AUGGAUCACGGACGCGACCCUUGCCCCUGGGUCAUUCUGAAUGACUUUGGUGGUGCAUUUGCCAUGGGUGCCGUCGGCGGAACGAUAUGGCAUGGCGUCAAGGGCUUCAGAAACAGUCCUUACGGCGAACGGCGGCUAGGCGCCAUCACAGCCAUCAAAAUGCGCGCGCCGGUAUUGGGUGGCAAUUUUGGCGUUUGGGGUGGAAUGUUCAGCACAUUCGACUGCGCUGUCAAGGGGUUAAGGAAAAAGGAAGAUGCGUAUAUCGCGGGCUUUUUCACCGGCGGUGCGCUAGCCAUUCGAGGAGGCUACAAGGCGGCAAGAAACGGAGCGAUUAGUUGUGCAAUCCUGCUCGCCGUCAUUGAGGGUGUUGGCAUCGGCUUCCAGAAGAUGUUCGCCGGAGCGACAAAGCUAGAGGCCCCGCAACCGCCUCCUUCAAACGAAAAGAUCCUUGCGUAA
This is a messenger RNA of Canariomyces notabilis, 456 nucleotides long. Its product is annotated as mitochondrial import inner membrane translocase subunit tim-17. Gene Ontology annotation, molecular function: transmembrane protein transporter activity. The record is from RefSeq and is a predicted model, not a curated record. Gene Ontology annotation, biological process: protein import into mitochondrial matrix. NCBI's taxonomy places the organism in Eukaryota, Fungi, Ascomycota, Sordariomycetes, Sordariales, Chaetomiaceae. Gene Ontology annotation, cellular component: mitochondrial inner membrane; TIM23 mitochondrial import inner membrane translocase complex. The transcript has 4 exons. The coding region runs from base 1 to 456 and encodes 151 amino acids.